This is a messenger RNA of Linum trigynum, 5255 nucleotides long. Lineage: Eukaryota; Viridiplantae; Streptophyta; Magnoliopsida; Malpighiales; Linaceae. The record is from the annotation of a GenBank genome assembly.
ACGCUUCACUUUAUGUGCUAGGGCAUGAAAUGUGACAAAGGAACACAACCUAGCAUAAAAUAGGCCAAAGAAGCGAUAAUGCAAGCUUAAACGAUCAAGAAACAAAGGGGAAAACAUGUGCAAAUAUCAAGUCAUAAGGAGACCAGAUUUAACUGCAGAGCCAAGAUGCGUGUUAAACACGACAAGGUCGAUGGGAAGUUGUAUGUGCACCAGUUUGAUAAUGUACACACUCAUGAAACGAUCCCUAGAGGAUAUAGGAACUACAUGAAAGGGAAACAUCGUAUGAGUGAUGCAGUCAAAGCAGCGUAAAUUUUAAAAGAGAUGCAGGCAUGAAAACUUCUCAGAUUGUGAAUCUGGUCGUAUCAGAAGCAGGAGGCUACGACAAUUUGGGCUACACGAGGAAGGAUGCAUAUAAUUAUGUGGACAAAGAGAGGAAAGAACAAAUCAGUGAAGGUGAUGCCGCAACAGCCCUAGCCUAUCUACAAGCUAAAUGCAGCGUGGACGAGCAUUUCGUUAUUGAACUAAAGAAGGAUGACGACGACCGGUUGAUUAACAUCUUGUGGGCCAAUAGUGUUUUUUCGCUGAUUAUGCAUGCUUUAGAGAAUUGUUGGCAUUCGAUGCUACUUACAAAAGGAACAUUUACCAGAUGCCUCUCGUGAUUUUUUCAGGUACUUGUCCUUCACACAUACAAUUAUCCUCAACAUGCUAAAAUAACCCUAGUAGUUUGCAUACUCGAACUUAUUUUGUACUUUUUUAGGUGUCAACCACCAUUCGCAAACUUGCGUAUUUACAUGUGCUUUUUUGGCUAACGAGAGAGAGGAAAAUUAUAUUUGGGUGUUGGGAGCUUUGAAGAGAAGGCUAGGCGGUGUAGAUCCCAAGAAUGUUAUUACAGAUGGGGAUAAAGCAAUGUGUAAUGCAGUUCAUAAAGUAUUUCCCAAUGCAACACAUCGUCUAUGUUCCUGGCAUAUAGACAAGACUAUAACCAGAAAUGUGAAGAAUUAUCCUACUUUUUUGCCCCGCUGGAAGCAUUUUGUGUUAGCUAAUUGGCAUAUAGACAAGACUAUAACCUUUAGAAUUCGAAGAUAAGUGGAAAUUAGUAGUGGAGGAAUGCUUCCUUCAGCACAACAAUUGGGUCUCCAAUUUAUUUGCACAAAGACAUGAAUGGGGAUUUGCAUACUUGCGUUUGAAGUUCUUCGCAGGCUUGAGUACAACAUCAAGAUGUGAAGGAUUGAACUCUGAACUUGCCAAUUAUAUUAAAAAAGGAUAAAAAUAUCCUUAGAGUUUUUUAUUCACUUUGAUCGUUGGACUAGGGAUAUGAGGGAGAAUGAGCGGCAUGCUGAUUUUGAAUCCAUUCAUCGAGAACGAACCAUCACAAGCAAUGUCUUAGUCUCACUUCAAAAGAGUGGAGCUGCGGUUUUCACAAAGAACGCAUUCUUCUUAUUCAGAGACGAGGUUGAAAAGUUGGCAUAUUGUGUAAGGGUGGAGUAAGUGAGUGUGUGUACAAGGUCAAGGUGUCUGGCACGGCUAAGGUUUUUCAAGUUACGUACACAGUUCAACCCUUUGCAAUGGAGUGUAGUUGUAAUCACUACGAUUAUAUGGGAAUACCAUACUGUCAUAUGAUAUUUGUACGGAAAGAAGAGAGCAUACUCGAACUUCAUGUAGGCCUAGUACGUCGAAGAUGGUAAAAGAAGCCGAAGACAUUAGAGAGCUUGCAGGAACAUGACAUAAUUAAUGAAUCGCAACUUUUCGCAUUGAGGGUUGCCAUGACUAUCAAAUUUUUUUUUAUAUUCAUAAAAGCUAUGACUACGUUACUUUUACUCACUUUGUAUAAAAUAUUGUGUCAAUCAGGUAUGGUACUAUUCAAUAAAGCAGCUUACACCUAAUGUUAAAAGGGGCAAAAUUUUGUGAAUGCUUCAAGAUUGCUCGUGAGGGAGUUCAAUCAUUAUGUGAAAAGCUGGACAUGGUGGACACUGGUAACGUGGACAUACCCGACAUUAAUAGACCGAAGGCAAAUGAUAUUUUGUUGGAUCCAUUACCGAUCAAAGCUAAAGGUUCGGGGGCUAAAAAAUCUAAAAGGAAGAAAGGAGACCCAUGACAGUGUAGUAAUUGCGGGGAAUGGCACCACUAUAAGUCCCGAUGCCCACAUCCUAUUGGCUAUGUGAAGCCAACCUCAAAAGAUGAUGCCCUGAAUGCUGGUGUUAUGCAAGAAGGUGGCGGUGGCGAUGACACCAAUGUUGAUCCUCCCACCACUCAAGCUCAGUCGAAAAUAGUGUAGAAGAGAAGGCAAAAGCAUUGCAAUAAAUGCGGUUCUACCAAUCAUAAUGCAAGAAAGUGUACUGGGUCUGGGUCAUCCGAGGAUAAAAAUGAAGAUGAUGUUGAUUCUCACGACGAUGACGAGCAACCUAGGGUAAGAAUAAAAGAUAAUUGUUCGUGUCUACACAAUGCAGUUGCAUCCAAUAUUUUUGUAGAACUAAAAUCGUUGUUAUCGAUUUUGCAGAAGAGGCCUAUUACCAGAAGUAGCAAGCUAAGGACCAGAGAUUUGGACACUUGAGUUCGUCGGAAUGCGUGUGUAAAAGGGCUUCAACUAUUUGAUCGGUGUUGGAAACUUGAACUGAAGCUGGAAGUCCUUCUCCUAUGCGGCGUCGUUUGAUAUAUAAGAAGACUGCUGCCUUCUGUGGUGUUGUUUAAUUUAUGUGUCUGUUUGAAUAAGGCCAAGUCGUGUUAUGGCUAAACAUCAAGUAUUUAAGGUCUUCUAUCAUCAUCAAUAAUAAUUGUCAGUUGAAUAAUUUUAAGCACUCUAAAUAAAUCAUUUAUAACAUUUCAGUUGAAUAAUUUUAAGCAUUCAUUUUUUUAUUGAAUUAUUAUAUCAUAUUUUUUAAUAUUGGCUACUAAAAUUAUGAAAUGAAAUUUUUUAUUUUCCAUUUCAUUUUAUUAUUUUAGGCGUGAAAUGAAAAGAGCAUGUGGCGACAGAGGAGCAGAGUUCGAAAUCCGGAAAAAAUACUGUUGGCCCAAUCGUAAAGACUUCUCAAAAUGGAGUCAGUAAUCAAGAAAUAAAGUACAGUAUUUUUAUUGGGAGUGAAGGAUCCCUCACCGAUUUAGAAGAUCUCAAACACUAAAAGUACAAUUCUUGAAAAAAACAAAACACUGUACUUUCCCUCCCUCUUUUAUCCUAUUAUACAUAGGGAAAAUUUCCCCUCUUGUAUAUAAUUUCGGAGUAUGAUCAACAUGUACGCAUCAAUAUUGCGCAAAAAAACCCAUCAUAUGACAUAGGGUUCCACAAUACCUAUUAUGAAAUCGUAACAACAUAUGAUGAUUUUUUGCAAUAUUCAUACGACGACUUGUUUUUCAUUGCUCCCCUCACCGCCUCUCAAAAAGCCCCUAUAUUGAGAGAAAAGAAGAAACAAUAAAACAAAGGAGUUAGUUUAACAAUCAUGAUCUAUGAAAGACAUAAUGAAAGGAACUGAGAUCUAAAAUAAUACGCAGUAUCAUCAUUACCACUGCAGCCGAAAAUAAAGCAUGGGACAGGAGGAUGAAGAGGCGGCUGGGGUUCAUUUUCAGAGUUUCAUAUCGAGAAAAUGGGAGAAAGGGUUCUUUUCAGGGAUUGAGAGGAGGAGGAACGAACAGCAGCAGGAGAUGAGUGCCAGUCGGGUUUUGGAGCACGAUCUCUCCUUCACUGAUUAACAAAUUUAUAAAUGGACUCGUAAUUACUUUGCCUUUCCCUCCCUUCCCAUUUACUGAAAAUCACACUCCCUACCACUACCUUGGCCUUGGUAACUCCAUCAUUGGUUAUGGUCAAAUGCGACUUUCCGGAUUCGGCGAUAUCUGAUUGGGUGACACGCAUGCAACAAGGAUCAAAGGUAUUUCACCAUUGAAUUAAGGGAAAAGUUUAGGAAUUGACGGCGGGAGAUGGGGAUGUGCUUUUAUAAAUAGUAUGGCUUUGUAGAUUAACUAACUUUUUCGUUUAGCAACAUUACUCUAUUGAUCUGGUUUAUGUUAUUCUAACUUGAAUCAUAACCCUAAACUCUAAACCCUCAACUAAGGCUGCCGAGUCGAGUUUUACUCCAGCUUGAGCUCGGCUCGUUAAUAAACGAGUCGAGCUCGAGCUCAGCUCAUUUAUUAACGAGCCGAGUCGAGUCGAGCUCGAGCUAGCUUGUUUAUUAAAAUCUUAACUUUUAUUUGAUACUUCAUUUUGUAUAUCAUAAUACAUAUGAUUUAUUUUGUUAGCUCAUCUCAUAUUAUACUUUGUGGGUAUCAUAUAUCAUUUCGUUAAUAAUUUUGAACUACUCCAAAUCAUGUUAUUUCAUGGCAUCGAAGCAAUUUAUGAUGCAUAAUUUCUUUUUAAAGUAGAAAUAAGAUAUAUUGCUCACAAACUCAACGUGUUAAACUUUAUAUAUGGUGAGAUGUAUAAUUUAACAACCAUAUGAAUUAAAAUCAUAAGAUAUAGAUUGAUUCGUCCAUAAGUUGGUAAUCGAGUUGGCUCUCUAGCCACAUGUCAAGACAUAUCAUGAGCUCUAAACGAGCCAGCUCACGAUUUUAGCUCAACAAACCACCGAGUCGAGCUAGCUCGCGAGCUUCAUGAGCUGAACAAAGAUGAGCUCGUGUUCGGCUCGUUUAUUAACGAGUCAAGUUUCGAACGAGCUUUUAUCGAGUCGAACGUCGAGCCGCUCGCGAGUAGCUCGGCUCAUUUGCAGCCCUACCCUCAACCCUAUAACCUAAAUCCUAAACCCUAAUACCCGAACCAAUCAAUACCAUAUACUCUACAACAUGAACACCUUAUACACUAACCAAUCAAUACCAUAUAUACUCUAAACCAUCAACACCUUGCUACCUACCUUAUACCCUAACCUUCAAUACCUUAUACUCUAAACCAUAAACACCUUCUUCUAUCUCCAUCCCUAACUUUUAGCAAUUGCUAAAGAUGAGGUGGAGUUUAGGUGGCAAAAACUUAGCAAUAGUUAGGGAUGGAGGAGUUCUUUCUAAACUAGAAAGAUUGCUAAAUUAGCAAUUCUUCUAGUAAUGCCACAUAGAUAACUUUCUUUUUCCUUGUUUAUUUACUUUUCAAUUGAUAAGUGUUUGUGUAGCUUUGAAAUAGUAAAUGGGACCCACUUUAGCAAUUGCUAGCAUAGUUUAGGGAUGUAGAUGACUAGAAAUUGAUAAGUGAUAAAUUGCUAAAAUUGAUGAUGUGGCUGUAGGGACCACGUUUAGAAAUUGCUAACCAAUUUUAGGGAUGGAGAUAAUCAAUACUCUAACCCAAU